Molecule: messenger RNA, 1267 nt
Organism: Drosophila takahashii
Lineage: Eukaryota; Metazoa; Arthropoda; Insecta; Diptera; Drosophilidae
Product: beta-1,3-galactosyltransferase 1
Cellular component (GO): Golgi membrane
Molecular function (GO): hexosyltransferase activity
Source: RefSeq, a predicted model, not a curated record
CUUAGGGGAGUUUAAGCGACAGCAACGUCUCCGAGUACUCGUGAAAAUGAUCUGGGGACUGCUUGUCAGAAGGUACAAGGAUAUCGUGAAAAUUCUGAUUAUUCUUUACGUGGCGUACAGGAUAUUUAAUUUGAAGGAGGAUCCUACCAAGCGAAACGCUUCUCUCUCGGGUUGGGGCCGUGAAACGCCUAGGAGUAUAGCUGAUUACCUGGAUCCAGCCAAGGAUACGGCUUUAAUUGUCCCGCGAGAGUUUUGCCGAAGUAAGGCCUUUCUGACCAUCGCAGUCAGCUCCUUCGUCCAUCACUUUGAACGGCGACGUGCCAUCCGUAUGCUUUGGGGCAACUCCACAGACUUCAACUACUCGUCCUUCGUUCGGCUCCAUGGCUACAACAAGGGGCAAUACCUAGACGUGCUCCCCGAGCGCCUGAAACUGUACGCCGAGUAUCUGAGUGGCGAAGGAGACUCCCUGAAGGCCUCCAUUCGAAUCGUUUUCAUUUUGGGCCGCAGAAACUGGGACUCUUUGCUUGAAAACGAGGCUGUUGCUUCCGAGGCGGAAAAGUAUAAUGAUAUCAUCCAGGAGAACUUCAUGGACACCUACAAUAAUCUGACCAUCAAGACGGUGAUGGCUUUGAAGCACAUCAGCCAGAGUUGUGUAAACUCGACGGCGUUUUACUUUAAGUGCGACGACGACACCUUCGUAAACAUACCGAAUGUGUUGCACUUUCUGCUCGGAGGAACGAUUCCAUUGAACAAGGACACUGUGGGCUUCCAUUACCGCAACACCUACCAGGUCACCUCUCCACGGAAACGACUGACGGCCCGCAGAGAGGUGAUGUACGGACGCCAGUACUGCAACGUCCCGCCGAUCACCAAUAAGCUCAACAAAUGGUACAUGCCAUCGUAUAUGUUCAGGGGCGGAGUGUACCCGCCAUACCUGUGCGGAUCCGGCUACGUGACGUCCAUCGAUGUGGUGCCUCGUCUGUACAAGGCCGCGCUGGCCACCAGGAUGGUGCACCUGGAGGACCUGUUCAUCACUGGAUUGUGUGCCGAGAAGGCUGGGAUCAAGCGGACGAACCACCCGCUCUUUAGGUCCAGCUACCCGUUUAAGGAGGAGGAGCAGUGCACCCUCAAGGGAUGCUUCACCGCUCACCGUGCCAAGGAUUAUAUGAUGUGGGACGCCUGGUACCAAGUCACCAACUACAGCAGCAAAUGCCCUCCGCCAGAAAAGGGCUUCCAGACGAGUCUGCUUAAGAAGCAAAGGUGUUAA